Molecule: messenger RNA, 701 nt
Organism: Ananas comosus (pineapple)
Lineage: Eukaryota; Viridiplantae; Streptophyta; Magnoliopsida; Poales; Bromeliaceae
Product: basic blue protein-like
Exons: 2
Coding region: 76-462 (128 amino acids)
Cellular component (GO): plasma membrane
Molecular function (GO): electron transfer activity
Source: RefSeq, a predicted model, not a curated record
GUAUGCAAUGUACAAGAGAAGCUAACAUACAUAGUCUACUUGAAGAAUAUAUAGUAGUGUGUGAGGUUUGAGAAAAUGGCCAUGGGAAGAGGCAGUGUUAAUCUUGUUCUCCUCUCCUUUUUGCUCGUCAUGAUAUGCGCGCCGCGUCGCACACUCGCCGACACCCACAUCGUCGGAGGUUCGCAGGGAUGGGGAUUCUCCGUCUCGUACGACAGCUGGGCUGGCGGGCAGAGCUUCGCUACUGGCGACACCCUCGUAUUCAAAUACCAAGCGGGGCUCCACAACGUCGUGCCCGUGGGCGCGGCGGGUUACCGAAGCUGCAAGGCUUCGUCGUCGGAGGCCUCGCGGGCGGCGACGACAGGCGACGACAAGUUCACUCUGAAGAAAGGGUCCAACUACUUCAUCUGCAGCAUCCCGGGGCACUGCGCCGCCGGCAUGAAGAUCCAAGUCCUCGCCCAGUGAGCAGCCGAUCCCGGCCCGGCCCGGCUCGACCCGACCCGAAAAGAAAUAUCUUGGGCUUUUAUAAUAUAAAUAAUGAGCACAACAUGGGCCAUAUAUGAACUACUACUAGUAUUGCUAAUAACUUUUCAUUUCACUGUUUAUUAUAAUCAGGUGUGAAACUACAUAAUGUAAUAGCACUGUGAGUGGUGGUAAUAAAUGUAUUUCCUAGUUGCAAGUAAAAUGCAACUCUACUAACUAUA